Messenger RNA from Colletotrichum gloeosporioides, 1359 nucleotides. Its product is annotated as Ornithine aminotransferase car2. The transcript is spliced from 5 exons. Gene Ontology annotation, cellular component: cytoplasm. Bases 1 to 1359 code for a protein of 452 amino acids. NCBI's taxonomy places the organism in Eukaryota, Fungi, Ascomycota, Sordariomycetes, Glomerellales, Glomerellaceae. The record is from RefSeq and is a predicted model, not a curated record. Gene Ontology annotation, molecular function: pyridoxal phosphate binding; L-ornithine transaminase activity; identical protein binding.
AUGUCGAACAACAUCGCAACAACGAAGCUCUCCCUCUCACUGCCGGCAUCUGGACGUGCACUGGACGAGAUUAACAAGCGCUACAGCGUUGGAGGGAUUAACUCUUUGCCAGUGUACCUAGUCUCUGCACAAGGUUCUCGACUUCGUCUCAAGGAUUCCGAUGGGCGGGAGCUAAUUGACUUUAUCUGUGGAUUUAGCGCCAGCAACCUUGGGCAAUGUUACCCGAGGCUUUUAGAAGCACAGGUCAACUCAGCUAAGAAAAUCACCCUCGCCAACAUUGCUGGCCAAGCGGAGGGAUGGCCUCAUCUAGCCAAACGCCUGUGUGAUAAGUUUGGCUAUGAAAAGGUGUUGGCUAUGACAACUGGCUCCGAAGCUACGGACACGGCUUGCAAGUUGGCACGCGGAUGGGGAGUCGACAUCAAGAAGAUCGACCCGAAAAAGGUCCUUGUACUCGGAACUUCAGAUAACUACCACGGUACACUUUCCGGAGUGUGGCCUCUCAUGGAACCGGAGGCUGGUUGGGAAGAAUUCGCGACAUUCAGCAAGAACAUGACGAACAUCAAUCCUCAAACAGGCAAGGUUCUUCGCUACCUUCAUGUUGAGGACUAUGCAGAAAUAUUUGAGCAAAUGCAUGAACGCAUCGCUGCAGUCAUCAUGGAGCCACUUCAUGGACUUGCCAGGUCUAUGGAGGAAGAGAUUGAGUUUUGCAUCGGCGUUCGAAAGCUGUGCAAGCAGUUCAACAUCCUCUUCAUCGCAGAUGAAGUUCGUAUGGGUUCAUGCAAGACCGGCAGGUUCUUGAGCUCUGACUGGAUGGGACCCGAGCACAAACCGGACAUGGUGACCAUGGGAAAGUCCAUCUCUGGAGGCGUGUGGCCAACCUCAUUCGUGUUCGGUCCAGAUGAAGUCAUGAACAAAAUGAAGCCAUACCAAUCGGUCAGCACAUUUUCAAUGUCUUCGAUGGCUGUCACAGCUGUGACCACCGCACUGCAGAUUUACGAAGAGGAAAAUCUACAACAGCGGGCCCGAGAUAUUCACGCCAAAUGGGUCUCGGAGACAUCGACAUGGAAAUUCCCCUGGCUGCGUUAUUGUCCGGCUUUCGGCGCCGACUUAAAUAUCUUACUUGACACCGAGUACGAAACUCGACCUGAGAAAGUCACUCCUCGGCGGUUUUCAUUGCUGUGCGCCAGCAAAGGUCUCCUCGUCUUCCCCGGUCCCAAUGGUCGCAUUCGUUUGGGUGUUGCUUUGACCAUCCCUCACGCUGAUCUCUUUCAAGGAUUUAAGGUUCUAAGAGAGGCUUUGGAAGAGUUACCACAUUAUGAGUAUAUCGAAGGUUCCGAAGAGACUAAGGGUGCUUUUUAA